Messenger RNA from Phlebotomus argentipes, 322 nucleotides. Its product is annotated as hypertrehalosaemic prohormone. Gene Ontology annotation, cellular component: extracellular region. The record is from RefSeq and is a predicted model, not a curated record. The coding region runs from base 31 to 267 and encodes 78 amino acids. The transcript has 2 exons. Gene Ontology annotation, molecular function: hormone activity. Lineage: Eukaryota; Metazoa; Arthropoda; Insecta; Diptera; Psychodidae.
CAAGAGAUUUUCUGUGUUGUGGAGAGAAAAAUGACGAGACUUCUGAUCCUGACUGUCUUCCUGGUCUCCGCCCUGCUCUGCAUCCAUGCCCAAUUGACCUUCACCCCAGGCUGGGGAAAGCGCAGUGAUUCCGCGCUCCGCAGCAGCCAAGGCGCCUUGACGGGCGAGAAUCGUGUCAAUGUGGAGAACCUGGAUUCUCUGGUGUUGCUGAUCUAUCGCAUGAUCCAGAAUGAGGCCCAGAAGCUGGUGGACUGCAAUGAGAAAUGAUGCCGACCUGCGAGGAGUGUGUCUGACAAUGGGUGAAGGCGAUCCUGGCCACAAG